Carica papaya (papaya) is the source of this 1286-nucleotide messenger RNA. Its product is annotated as LYR family of Fe/S cluster biogenesis protein. Gene Ontology annotation, biological process: mitochondrial respiratory chain complex III assembly. Lineage: Eukaryota; Viridiplantae; Streptophyta; Magnoliopsida; Brassicales; Caricaceae. The record is from RefSeq and is a predicted model, not a curated record.
CGGGCAUGGCAGUUGGCACUGAAGUCGGCCGGCCAGAUUGUACAUCUACAACAGAUUAUUAAGGAAAAAAUUUAUCUCUCGCUGAAUCUGAAUCUGAAUCGGCCGACGUAUCCUGGCUCCGUAUUUCUUCGUUGCCGACGCCGUUACUCCGGGCGAGCUAUCAAGACUCCAGCAGCUAACUUCUUGGCUAUUGUUGCAUCAUUAUAUCACAAUCAUCUGCAAUUUAAACAGAAUAAUGAAUAACUAGAAAACUUUGCCAAACACAACAACCUCCGGUUUUGCUGUCAACUGCCAAAUCUGGAAAGGAAAGGAGACAAAGAACAAGUUAAGAGAUGGUGAGGGGGCUGCAAAAAUGGCAAAAUCUAUCUGCCAUUGGCCUGAAAGUCCGCAAGGAUGUUGUUUUUAACCUAUGUCUCUUACAUAAUGGACCGGACACCAUAGAGGAGCUACUGGAUAGACACGUUAUCAAAAAAGAGAAAUCAUUGGAUGAUGAAGAGGAAGAAUUGCUGAUUCAGCGCCGAUUAACCAGCACUCGACGAGAGGCAUUGAGUCUUUAUCGAGACAUUAUUCGGGCUAGCCGGUUCUUCAUGUGGACUGAUACUCGGGGCAUAUUGUGGAGAGACAUCUUGAGAGAGAAUGCGAGGAAGGAGUUUGAGGAUGCACGAUUUGAGACAGAUCCAGAAAUCAUUACCCGGUUGCUCAUUGGUGGGCGUGAUGCAGUACAAUCAGCUCUCGAGAAUCUCGCCGAAAAGCAGAGGCAACAGAUUGAGAAGCAACGAAGUGGUGGGGACCAACUGUAGUGCAAUCCAUAAAUCAAGGUUUAAAGAGAAGUAGCUCAAGCAGUACUUGUGGAAACUAAUAGUGGUUUUUAUCAUAACACACCUAUCAUUGUGAAACCAUGUAGUACAAAAUUUGGGACAACAGUAACUUCUCUAAUGAGGCAAAGUUGAAGUCUGAACAUUGUUAGAUAGUUUUUGGCUAGAUCCUCCAUAAACUCGGCUGGGUGCUAUUAAUUUAAUUGAUAAGAUCAAGAGGAAAAGGAGUUGGAAGCGAUGGAUGCUGUUAUCCCACAUCCUGACUUGCUUUUCCUAUUUUAAAUCGCGCAAUGCUCAAAACAUACUUGUAUUGGUAAAGCUCAACACUUUCCCUCGAAGGAUUUGUAAACAUCCAUGCAAAUAUGAGUAUUGUCGUCAGUUAUUUUUGUUGCCUAAACCAAAAGAUAAAUCGGUUUGAUAAGUUAACGUAUGUAGCCUCUGGUUGUGAAAUAAUAGUACAAAACUUUCACA